Alternaria arbusti is the source of this 486-nucleotide messenger RNA. RefSeq lists its product as uncharacterized. The transcript has 2 exons. Gene Ontology annotation, molecular function: protein binding. The record is from RefSeq and is a predicted model, not a curated record. The coding region runs from base 1 to 486 and encodes 161 amino acids. Lineage: Eukaryota; Fungi; Ascomycota; Dothideomycetes; Pleosporales; Pleosporaceae.
AUGCCGACGACAUGCUCGACGACGUCAGCCAAUGUCUUCAUUGGUGUGGGCGCCAUCACCCUCGCUGGCUGGGGUCUCCGGUGCAAACAAGAUCUGCACGAGGGCCAGUUCAUCGAUACCUACCGCGGUGAAGUCAUAACAGAUGCCGAAGCCACGCGUCGCGAAACCUCGUCUUCAAAAGCAAAAGCAUCCUAUCUGUAUUCGCUCGACAAGUUCGCUGGGUCAGAAGGCCUCAAAGAAGAAGACCUCUACGUUGCGGACGGCGAGUUCAUGGGUGGACCGACAAAGUUCAUCAACCACUCAUGUGAUCCUAACCGUAGGCAGUACACUGUCUCCUACAACAAGCACGACCCGAGAGAUUAUGACAUCGCGUUCUUUGCACGGAGGCUCAUUCCAAAGGGCGAGGAAUUGACUUUCGACUACCUUGAUAAGGAAGAGGGGGAGGGGAUGGAUGAGCCGGGUGCUACUACCCUCGGCUUCCCCUGA